AUGUCCAAAGUCAGGACACACACAGGCGAUAAGCCAUACAAGUGCAAUGUCUGCCCCGCUGAGUUCAGCCAGAGUGGGCUCCUUCAGCGUCACAAGCAUAUCCACGAGGCCGAGAAGCCAUACAAAUGUGAUGUCUGCCCUGCGGAGUUCAGUCAGAGCGAGCACCUACAGCAGCACAAGGGGACACACACAGGCGAGAAGCCAUACAAGUGCAAUGUCUCCAGCUCUGAUCAAGCAGCUCUGAUCAUAUAUGCAAGAAAAAGUACUGAUACACUCCAUAUUAAGGACCAGCCCAGGGGUGAUAAAGAAUAUUCAGGUUGCUCUUCUUCAAAUACACAAUUCAAGAUCAGUACAACAACAGUCGAACUGAAGCCUGACGGCACUGUAGUAGUCGCCAUGAAUGACCAACCCGCUGAGCGACAUCGAGACCAGAGCAAGCCACGUGCACUUGCAUGCAUGUCGAAAGCCAGCCUCGAACGCCACAUGUUUGCACGCUGUCACAAUGAGUCUGAAAAGUGUUCCUCUCCUCCUCCAACGGAUGUUCAGAUGGGAGAGAAGGGUUCUUGCUGCAACAUCUAUCCCGCUGCAUUCUCGGGGUAUGGAAGUGACGAGAACCAUGUGGUGAAGUGUGCUGACAAGAGGCCAUACAAGAGCGAUGUCUGCUCUGCAGAGUUCAGCCUGAGCGGCAACAUACAGCACCAUAAGCGGAAAAAUUCGUGCAAGAAACCAUACAAGUGCGAUGUCUGCCCUGCGGAGUUCAGCCGGAGUGCUCUCCUGCAGGAUCACAAGCGGACACACACAGGCGAGAAGCCAUACAAGUGCAAUGUCUGCCUUGCGGAGUUCAGUCAGAGAGGGAACCUAAGGCGUCACAAGCAGACACACACGGGCGAAAAGCCAUACAAGUGCGAUAUCUGCCAAGCAGAGUUCAGCCAGAGCAGUUACCUACAGCAGCACAUGCGGACGCACACGGGCGAGAAGCCAUACAAGUGUGUUGUUUGCCCAGCCGUUUUCAGUCAGAGAGGGCCCCUACAGCAUCACAAGCGGGCACACACGGGUGAGAAGCCAUACAAGUGCGAUGUCUGUCACGCAGAGUUCAGGCAGAGCGGGAGCCUACAGCAGCACAUGCGGUCACACACGGGCGAGAAGCCAUACAAGUGCGAUGUCUGCCACGCAGAGUUCAGCCGCAGCUGGAGCCUGCAGCAGCACAUGCGGAGACACACAGGUGAGAAGCCAUACAAGUGCGAUGUCUGCCACGCAGAGUUCAGCCGCAGCGGGAGCCUACAGCAGCACAUGCGGACACACACGGGCGAGAAGCCAUACAAGUGCGGUAACGAGAACCACAUGGUGAAGCAUACUGAGAAGAGGCCAUACAAGACCGAUGUCUGCCCUGCCGAGUUCAGCCUGAGCGGGAACCUACAGCAGCACAAGCAAACAGAUUCAUGCAAGAAACCAUACAAGUGCGAUGUCUGCCCUGCGGAGUUCAGCCGGAGUUCUCACCUGCAGCGUCACAAGUUGACACACACGGGCGAGAAGCCAUACAAGUGCGACCUCUGUCCUGCAGAGUUCAGCCAGAGGGGGACCCUACGGCGUCACAAGUGGACACACACGGGUGAGAAGCCAUACAAGUGCGAUGUCUGCUCUGCGAAGUUCACCAGGGGCUGGCACCUAAAGCAGCACAUGCGGACGCACAUGGUCAACAAGCCAUACAAGUGCGACCUCUGCCCUGCAGUCUUCAGACAGAAUCGCAAACUGCGAAACAUGUGCAGUCUCUGUCCUGCAGACCUGAGGCACAGCACAAACCUGCAGUGGAACAAGAAGACCUACAUGGGUGUGAAGGCAUACAAGUGCAACCUCUCUGCUGCUGAGUUCGUGUAG
This is a messenger RNA of Ornithodoros turicata, 1875 nucleotides long. RefSeq names its product zinc finger protein 883-like. The record is from RefSeq and is a predicted model, not a curated record. Gene Ontology annotation, biological process: regulation of transcription by RNA polymerase II. The transcript has 4 exons. NCBI's taxonomy places the organism in Eukaryota, Metazoa, Arthropoda, Arachnida, Ixodida, Argasidae. Gene Ontology annotation, molecular function: DNA-binding transcription factor activity, RNA polymerase II-specific; RNA polymerase II cis-regulatory region sequence-specific DNA binding. Bases 1 to 1875 code for a protein of 624 amino acids.